Molecule: messenger RNA, 1071 nt
Organism: Mesocestoides corti
Lineage: Eukaryota; Metazoa; Platyhelminthes; Cestoda; Cyclophyllidea; Mesocestoididae
Source: the annotation of a GenBank genome assembly
AUGCUUCGACCUGGAGCAUCUAUCACAACUGGUUUGCGUCGAGCCCUGACUCUAGCCACAUGCCUUCGUGGUGGACGACACCUCACAGUCUCAUCGGUUCGGCGACCACACGGCGUGGCGCUCGCUCCAUCCAAGUUCCUUCAACACAUGUCAACGUCAACGUCUGCCACCUCGAAUGGCACAUUUGCGUCCGCUGACACCUCCUCCUCCUCCUCGUCAGACAGCGAUUCGGAAUCUAACUACUACCACAACUUCACGGACGGCUCACUGGAGGAGGCGUGUGAACGCGCGUUAGAGGCGGCGAUAAGUCAAGUGCCCUCGCACGGAUGGACGCGUGAGGCAUUUGAAGCUGCGUGCGCCGCCCUUGACCUUCCCCCAGGCUUGCACUCCGUCGCCAUGCCGAAGGGCAGUGUGGACCUUGUGUUGUACUUCUACCAGUCGAGAAACGACAGACUCGCGGAGCAGCUCGCCAAGUGGCGAAAAGACGAGGCCGGUGACAAAUACGUUAUCCCGAGCCCGAACAGCUUUGGUUUUGCCGCGCCACCACCGUUUGAAACGAAACAGGAAACCGAUGCUUUUCUGCGUCGUGCCAUCGAGUAUCGUCUGCGCGCGAUCGACGAAGUUCUUCCUCACUGGAAGCACGCGAUGGGACUGUUGGCUCUGCCCCAAAACAUUCCAGCCGCAAUCGGCUUGGAGGCGCAAAUUGUCGAUGAGAUAUGGGCGCAAGCUGGCGACCGAUCGGUUGAUGUGAGUCGUCAAGCUAAUUUUCAAAACCCUUUUUUCGUUGUCGUAGUUACGAAAGUGGCGAUUAUGAACUGGUACGCGAAGCGGCUGGGAUUGGCCUACGUGUACAAAUUGACAGAACUCUUCUACAUCCAGGACGCCUCGCCUGAUCACCAGGAGACGUGGCACUUCCUCGAUCGUCGCGUGGCUGAUCUACGUGCCUUGAAAGAAGCCAAGGUAUGCUCUCCCGUUAAUUGUCACUUGCAGCCGCUUCGUGCUCUGUUUCAACUGCACACGAAGCUCCCGCGAUUGGCGUUUCACGGGGUGCCAAGCCAAAGUGUAAGGUAG